Messenger RNA from Xiphias gladius (swordfish), 4608 nucleotides. It is a transcript of the gene cited1, whose product is annotated as Cbp/p300-interacting transactivator, with Glu/Asp-rich carboxy-terminal domain, 1. Bases 49 to 624 code for a protein of 191 amino acids. Gene Ontology annotation, biological process: regulation of DNA-templated transcription. Lineage: Eukaryota; Metazoa; Chordata; Actinopteri; Istiophoriformes; Xiphiidae. Gene Ontology annotation, cellular component: nucleus. The record is from RefSeq and is a predicted model, not a curated record. The transcript has a single exon.
GUCAUAACAUCUCCCUUUUCUUCCUGCAGGCUCGGGGUUUUCCUGGUGAUGACCUCACUGCUGUUCCCUGGCAACGCCCACGCUGCGAUGAAGGACCUCUCUUCCUCCUCCUCUCCCCUCACCUCCCUGCUCCACUACCCUUCCUCCAAAACCUCCGUCGUGCCUUUCUCCCCGUCCACUGGCCCUGCCUCCACGCCGGGGUCGACGCUGUCGUCGGCUCCGCUCUCCAAACCUCAGCCCUUCUGCCUGCAGACGGGGCCUCAUCUCAUCGCAAGCAUGCAGCUGCAGAAGCUCAACUCGCACUACCAGAACCUCACCGGUGCUUCGGCUGGACACCCAGCCCCCGGUGGAGCUCAAAGGGGCUUUGGAGCCUCGCCUCUGGGCACCGGGAACCAGCUCCUCGGGCCAUCUGGAAGCCUCGGGGGAGGUGGGAUGGGGGUCGGGAUCAGCAUGGGGAACCAGGGCUCCGGCGCAGGUGGAAUUAUCGACUUUGAUCCCGUGGACGAGGAGGUUCUCAUGUCUCUGGUGGUGGAGCUGGGCUUGGACCGAGCUAACGAGCUGCCCGAGCUCUGGCUGGGUCAGAACGAGUUUGAUUUCAUGUCAGACGUGCCGGCUGGAUGCUGACCUACGAGAAGGAAAGUAUCCAGAUGCAGUGGAAUUGCUUGACAAAGAGAGAGAAGACUUUCGUUGAUAAAAUGAGGAAACAGAAGAAACACGGAGUGAUAAAGAGGAAGAGAUUAGAGACAUACUCUUGUUUCUAUUUUGCUUUCAUACUCUCUGCGGGCAGACAGAGGGAUCGAUGAAGAAAAAGACAGCUUGCUUUUCAAUUUUUGUUGUUUUUUUAAUGGAAGUGAAAGAGAUCUUUAACUGUUUUUCCUUUCGCUCGGUCGGUUUGUUUUUCUUUUCUAGGAUGAAACUGGCAGUUGAAGCCCAGCCUAAUGGAAUUAAGAAUUCGUUUGUUUCGCCUCAUCCCACUCUAUUUUUUAUUUUUCCUUUUCAUUUAAAGACGAAAAACAGAGGCGUGAGCAGAGUAUGAACAGAAACAAGGAGACUGUAUUGCUCCUGUGCUCCUUUCCUCCAUCACUCCCUGCUGCGGGCUUCAUCAAAACCCAUUGAUUUAUAUGAGAAGGUUUGGCAGACACGUUUGAGUCAGUCUCUUGGAAACAAACAGUACAGAUGACAAAGACACACCCAUUGGACUUGGCCCCCCGCUGUUCUCAGUGCCGUCCUCUCUGGAUCAAGUUAGCGCUUAAGGAAAAUGAAAAUGGGAAACAUGACUUUAGGGGAGAUUCGCGAAUGAUGACAAACACUAUAUUUCCUGUUUUCUUAAUGGACAAUAUUAGACUCUGGUCUCACGGGAAAGAGACUCCGGUCUCUUGGCUUCAUAAAGACACUGAUUGUCUGAGAGACUGGUCAUCUCAAUGUACUUUUCUUUCUUUCUUUCUUUUUCUGUUCGAAUUUAGCUCAACAAGUCGUAUUCACGGAACGUGUUAUUUAAGACAGUGGCUGAUAUCCGUCGGGUCUCUCGGACAAGAAGCGCUUCCGUAGCGCAUCUAUUAGCGGGUCUACUUUUCUGAACGUAAUGAAUUCGAUCAAGAGAUGGGGAAUCUUUCGGAGCGUGGGACCCGAAUGGAGUAAAUUGUUUCUCGCACCUGGAGCGCAGCCUCAUUAACAAAAAAAAAAAAACAACCACCGAGGCCUUAUGGUCAUGUGAGUCGCCACCAUGUGUACACACUUUGUUUUCUGGCCUGAAGUGUAAGAAACACCUACCCAGGUGGUUGCAUCAAACCGGUGUCAAUGAUCCCGGAUAGCACUUCCUUGUACAUUGAGGAUAAAAGGCUUUAUCUACACGUGUGGACAUAAACUGAAUGAGAAAAACGGAGGGAAAUUUACAUGCCCUCUGGUUUUAGUUCUUCCUGUUCUGCCGCUUUGGUGUUUAUGUCAAAACAGUUUGCUCGGCCCCAUGGGGACUUAUGAUCGCCACACUUCAGUGUUGCUGAUAAGGAGGCCUUGUCUCUUUUCAUUAUCUCUGGGCUUGCAGGCUAGUUGUUUGCACACUUUGCAGGGCAGUCCUUUGACCCGAACACACACUGCGGUUUGGUUUCAGCGCGCCCAGCUGCUGCACCUGCAACAACCUGUGCAGGUGUUAGGAAAUUAUGAAUGGGACCGUAGUGGGUUUGAGUUAAAGCCCCUCAGCAGUGAUAUUUUCAUAGAAGCUACCAAAGCAUGUGGCUAACAUGUUUUCGUCCACUUCCAGCUUCUGUCCGUUAUUUACUGUCUCUUGAAGGCAGAAGACGACAUGUGGAACAUCUUGACAAGCUAACGGUGCACACUCUGGCAGCUGUAUUGGAGGACCUCACAGUUAUUUGUCCAACUUGUCCUACUGACCAGAAAAAAAAAAACAGACUUUGUUUUUUAUUUUUUGGUUUUGUCCACUUGCCAUUUGCUAAAAAUCGCAAUCUGCUAAACAUUUGAUUGUGGCUACUGGUACUGUACUUUUAGAAACUAGCAUUAGCAUUAUCUAUAUACAGUGUAUGGAUGGAGGGCUGCCGUAAUAUCAGAAAAAACAACAGAGAAAUUUACGCUUUCACAUGUGAAACAUCAAGUUUAGGUGAAUUCAACACCAAAACUUAAAAAGUAGUUUGACAAAACAAUACCCACUCAAGUUCCGCUUAAAGCCUUUUCAAGAACUCUCACCUGCAUCAUACAAAUGAACUUUUAAGAUAACACGGAUAGAAGUCCCAAAAGGGUUGGGUUAUAUAGUAACAGCUGCUGAGCUUGGGAACAAAUGAGCAAACUCCCAUCUGCCGCCGAAGACCGAGAGAUAGGGUUGAGGCUGCUGAAAAAGCAAAGUAAGUUGAGGACUUGAGCAGAGCUGGGACUGUUUUGUCAAAUGUGAAAUGUUGUCUUGCGUGAAACAUGCCAAACCGUUUUCACGUGUGUGUUACAUUUCACCGCCUAGAUUUCACACGUGUUAAACCGAAGAUCACACGAGCCUGUUGUGUGAAUUUAUCACACAUGAAAUGUCCAAAAAAAUCAUGUGCCCGUAUGUGAAUUUCUCACACCUGAAACGGGGCUUUAAGGUCACUGUCCAAACCGCCCGAGCACAACCCCUCCCACCUCAAACACCUCAGACGAGAAGAAACUCACAAAAUUUCAUGUUAUUCAUUCAUAUAACUGUAAAUUUGAUCUCUGUAUAACAUGGUCUGCCAUUUAUAUACAUAACUACAGUGUAAAUUUCUGGAAACGUUACAUUGACAAUCCCUUGAAACUGUUUUCAAUGCAGCUGAAUCUUUUUAAGGCUAAAUGUUUUGUUUUGUUUUAAAGCGUAUGGAGAGGCAUCACAAGAAAAACUGAUAACCGUGUUCGGACUGGAUACCGCAGGGAGCCUGACGCCGAACUGACCAGCAGCCACACCAAACCAAUCCCUUUGUUGCCUGGCUGUUUUAUAUGCCAGUUUUACGCGCCUUAUUUGCAUAUAGCUCAUCUUCUAUUGGCCCGCCAUGAUGUCGACAGAUGUGGCUGCCAGUUUGGUUCACGAAAUAUCUCAAAGUUUGUGAUUUUUAUUUUUAUUUUUACGGAAUAUCAACAGAUUUUAGUUUAUACAGUCAACUCUCCAUCUACCAGGUGUUGUUUUCUUGCGGCUUCAGAGUUCAGUGGCUGGGGAAAAAAAAAAAAAAUCCCAGGGAGGGUUCAACUGACACCCGACCCUCCAGCCCCUGCCCAUCUAUAGGAGCUUUACUGUGCUGUGUCCUUCUGUAGAUGGAUGCAGUCAGGAUGGGGGCUCUGACCUAUAUCUGUUGUGGUAAGAAGAGACCAGGUUGGAGGGGUGUGUGCGUGUGCGUGUGUGUGUGGGGAGGGGGGCUCGAACUGUGCGGCAGGAACAAAGGCCUUUCACCUCGACCCAUUGUGUCUGUCAUCUCCUCUUGGACCACACACGCGAAAUAACACACCUGCGCGCAUACGGACGUGAGGUGGCAACAAAACACCUGCGCGUCCAUACAAACGCGCGCAAGGCCGAAACCGACGACGGGGCGAGCAAAGGCGGGGGAAUAAACCCGCCGCGCGCACACACAGGGGCGUGGGGAUGGUAUUACAGCAGGGAAACGGGAGCAGCGGCCAUGAAUCAGGCACUUGUACAAGCCACACGCAGACUUCGCAGGGCGCGUGCGCGUGUGUGUGAAAAGAGAGAGUGAUAAAGGGACGGAGUGAGAGGCUGCAUGCCAGUACGGAAAUGCAAUAAUGUGUGUGUGUGUGUGUGUGUGUGUGUGUGUGUUAAAGGGGAGGAAGAACACACGCUGGACUUUGUUCAUUGAUUUAGAUUUUGACAGGUCCGAAUUCACACAAAAACGCAACUUCAGUUCCUCAGGAGUGAACACAUACUUCUCAAGUCCUUUCUGACUGUUUCCCUACACACACACACACACACACACACACACACACACACACACACACACACACAGACACUGCCCAAUAGCAGCUUUUGAUGUGGAUGAGGGUCUCGGUUACGAUCAGUGAGCGCGAAACUUUCGUCAAUGGAAUGCGAGAAGCGGAGAUGAAUGAAAAGCCACUGAAGGAGUAAUUUGACAGAAUCCUUUUUUUUUUUUU